Bicyclus anynana (squinting bush brown) is the source of this 7215-nucleotide messenger RNA. Its product is annotated as zinc finger SWIM domain-containing protein 4. Bases 45 to 3680 code for a protein of 1211 amino acids. Lineage: Eukaryota; Metazoa; Arthropoda; Insecta; Lepidoptera; Nymphalidae. Gene Ontology annotation, molecular function: zinc ion binding. The record is from RefSeq and is a predicted model, not a curated record. Gene Ontology annotation, cellular component: Cul2-RING ubiquitin ligase complex. The transcript is spliced from 22 exons.
GGCCGCACGUCAGUCAGUCCGCGCCGAGCGGCCGAGCGAGCGUCAUGUCGACGUGUGCGCCGCGCGCGUGCUGUCGGCCGCGCGCCCCGCCGACUCUUCUCGACAUCACGGCGAAGAUAGUCGCGUCCGCGAUCCCCUUCCAGCGCAUCGAGGAACGCUAUGAGCGUAUCCCGGAGCCGGUGCAGCGGCGCGUCGUGUACUGGUCGUUCCCGCGGGACGAGCGCGACAUAUGCAUGUACUCGUCGCUGGCGCGCGCGCCGCCCGACGACCACCGCAGCCUCGCCUUCUGCCGCGGCCUCAAGCUGCUGGAAGCCGGCUGUGUGGAGAGCGUGCUGCAAGUCGGUUUCCACCUGAGCGGGGUGGUGCGCGCGCCAGCUGCAGUUCCUCCCUGCUCCGAACCGGAGCGGCUGUACCGCGUCACCGUCUCCUUUGACAGAUGCAAAAUAACCGGCGUGACGUGCACCUGCGAGGCGCGCGACAUCUUCUGGUGCCAGCACGUGGUCGCGCUCGCGCUCUACCGCAUCCGGAACGCUGACUCCGUGCGCCUGCGUGUGCCCAUCUCAGAAACCCUGCUCCAAAUGGACAGGCAGCAGCUGCAGAAGUUCGUCCAGUACCUGAUAGCGGAGCACCACACGGAGGUGCUGCCCACGGCGCAGCGCCUGGCCGACGAGGUGCUGCAGGCGCGCUCCGCCAUCAACAGGAUCUGCGGCGCGCCCGACCCCACCGCCGGCCCGCCGCCCGACGCGCACCACGCCUGGCACUUGGACGAGCAGCAGGUCUGCGAGCAAGUGCGGGCGUACUUAUUACAGGGAACUUAUUAUAAUGCUAACAAGCAACUAAAUUCUUUAUUUUCUAAGGUUCGGGAAAUGCUUCGCGCCCAAGACUCAAACGGUCCAAGAAUGUUAAUGUUAAUGACUGAACAGUUCCUAUCAGACCCUCGGCUACUGCUGUGGAGGAAUCAGAACACGCCAAUGACGGAGAAGUGCAGGCAGCUGUGGGAACAGCUGGGCGCGUUGUGGGUCAGCAUAGUGCUAGACCCUGGCAGCAACAAGCACCACCGGAUGCAGUGGAGGCACUUGUUAGACAAAUGGUCUGCGGUGGAAGUCUGUCCGACUGAAGACCCGGACUAUAGAUCGUUUCCUUUGUACGCGCGAGAGCGAGAAAGAAACGAGAGAGACCGAGACAGAGAUCACAGAGACAGGGACAGAGAUAGACACCGCGACAGAGAAGAGAGGGACAGAGAGAGGGUUCGGGAACGAGAGGAGAGAGAUCGUGAAAGACACAGAGAAAGACAAAGGAGAGAAAUGCAUUCCCAUUCAGAAAGUUCUGAUGAAGAAUCUAGACCUAAUAAUUAUGAACGAGAAUAUAGGAGAGCAAGCAAAAGACUUAGGCUACACAAUCAGAGAUCUACGCCAUUAACACCAAGAACAGUUUUCCACAAAGCCCUUGACGCGGUAGACAUAUCCUGGGAGAACGAUCAUCUGAAGAACAUCCUGGGAUCAGACGAGUUCUCUGACCCCGAGAAGCCAGACAAAGCCGGGGCUUCAAUGGAAACAACUCUACAGCCUUAUCCUAAGUUCAACGAACUAGGACAACCUUUAUGGCAUGAACACUUGCCAGUAGUGGGCGCGCGGAUAGAAGCGCUGCGAGCGCACGGACGCGCGCCCGCGGCGCUGCGGCUGGCGGUGGCGGCCGGGCGCGCCAUGCGGCACCGCCAGGAGGUGGCGCAGCAGCGCUGGCACGACGCGGGCGGCGGCGAGGCGUCCGGCUCCGGCGCCGCGUGCGCCAGCGACUCGUGCGCCGGCCAGUGCGACCGCGCCAAGCUGUCGCUGGUGUGCGCGCACAUGGACGCGGGCGCGUGCCUGCCGUGCCCCUCGCCCGCCGCGCCCACGUGCGCGCUCUCACACUCGCAGCGGUGUAUCGGCAGAGACAGCAGAUGUUGGACGGGCUGGACGCUGGAGGCGAUCUGGUGCGUGUACGAGUGCCUGGCGGACGCGUGCCUGGCGCCGGACGACCAGCGCGCCUCGCCGCGACUUCACACGUAUAUAGACGAGGAGCCCAACACUGGCCUGCCGCCUAGGUACCAGCACGUGCCAGUGGCGGGCAGCAAGAACCCCGAGGAGACGUACCUGGCGCUGGCGCUGGAGGCGGCGCUGCUCGGGCUGGGCAUGCAGAGGAUGUUGCCGCACGGCCUGUACGCGCAGGAGCGAUAUUGUAAGCAGGAGGAACGGCUAAUAAGCCAACUCCAGAGGGUAGAAGGCGAGGCAGCGGCCGGGGUCUGUGCAAGAGUAGCCCGGGCCCUCCUCGCAGGAGGUCCGUCCUCUUGCCUCGGCACCAAGGUCCAUCCCCGGUCCGCACCAGCGCACACCUUCGCGAGGUUCCUGUUCUUAGCACUACUGCCCAGCGACCCGGAGUUAGCGUACCGGGUCGGGUUAAGGGCAAUGAGAUUACCAAUGGUUGAAGAAGCAUAUUCAUUGGACGGCGGCAGCGCGGCGGCGGGCGGCGCGGGUGCGUGGCACACGCUGCAGCACGCCGAGCAGCAACAGGCGGCGCUCGCUAGCGCGCUAUUGGGCGCAGCGCGGGGCAACCCGUCCCGACUCCGCGCGGCGCUGGCAGCCGCCCAGAGGCACGUGCGUUCCGCCGCGCAACUGUUCCGGCUGGCGCAGGAUGCGUUACGGCACGCUGCGCCGCCCGACGCGCCGCACCACCACCGAGACCUGCUCGCUGCUGCCUUUGAACUAGGAUUACAAGUACUAAGAAUGACGUUAUCAGCAGUGAACUGGCGGAGACGGGAAAUGGUCCGGUGGCUGGUCACGUGCGCUACGGAGUUAGGACUCGACGCGCUGCUCUCUAUCAUGCAGAAUUGGUACGAACUGUUCACGCCGACGGAGGCGACGGGGCCGGUGGCGGCGGCGGCCAUGUCCCACGCGACCGCGCUGCGGCUCGGCCUCAGCUUCGAGCAGCAGGAGAAACUCAGCGCCUGCGCCAGGACGCUCGCUCUGCAGUGUGCUGCUAAGGACCCCCCAGGCUGUGCUCUCAGCGCGCUGUCGGUGUGCGAGGGCUCCGCAGGCGCGUUCGAGGCGGCGUGCGCGGCGGUGGGGGGCGCGGCCGCCAGGGGAGCCCUAGCCUCCAGCCAGCUGUUCGCGGUGGCGCGCUACAUGGAGCAGAGGGGGCAGCCCGCGCGCGCCAUGCGCCUCGCCACGCUCGCCAUGAGGAACCUACAUCUACAUUAUAAUCAGGACAGCCACCCAGCCAUCGCAGACAUCCACUGGGCGGUGGCGCUGGCGCACUCUCUGGGGCGCGCCGAGCUGCAGGCGAUGCUCCCUCUGCUGGUGAAGAACGUCCAGUGCGCACCCGUGCUGUCGGACGUGCUGCGACGCUGUUGCGUGGCGGCGGCGGGGUGUUCGCGCGCGCGGCCCCCUCCCCCGCGCCCGCCCACCCCCCUACGCCCACUACUGGAGGCGGCGCUGAGAGCGUACGCGUCUACAACGCACGCGCGCCUCGCGCACAUCUCGCCGCGCCACUAUGCGGACUUUGUCGACUUCCUUGGUAAAGCCCGAGAUACGUUCGCGCUGGCGCACGACGGGCCGCACCAGUUCGCGGCGCUACUCCAAGAAAUCAAACUAAAGUAUAAAGGCAAAAAGAAACUCAUGUUCCUGGUUAAAGAACGGUUCGGAUGAAACUACUUUAUUUGUGUAUGUAACAUUAUAUUGAACGUGUUUGGACAAGCAGGCCAUAUUUUCGUUGAUUUUAGAUUUUUGAAUAGUGUUAUUUUUUUUGUGCAAUAUGGCUGAUAAACUAAGAGAUGGUGAACAAUUUGUUUGAAGCGUUUUACAGGUAAAUUUAAUUCUAAAUAAUUCAACAGACUAUACUUAUAUUGUAGUUUGGCUAUGAUUAAGUGAGGUCCAGGGAGAGGCUUAACAAAAAACAAAUUAUUGAGUUCUUUGUUCAAGAAAUUGUCAGUGAUAGACUGUAAACAGUUUUGGUGCGCAUUUUUUGCCACGGAAUGCACCUAAAGCCCGACUACAUUUUUGUAAGAACGUGCAACGUUCCAAAACUCAGAGUUUUAGGCGCAUAUAUACUUCUUCUUCUUCUUCUUCUUUUCUUCCUGGGCCUUAUCCGCACUUGGCCACUAAGGUUUGGCCGUUGUACGUGGGUCCCUUCGGUGCUGGUCCCCGCCGGAGUCACUCCAGCCAACCGAGCUCGCUCCAGAAGCUUAGCAGGCCGCCCAGGUCGCCGAACGCCUCAUGGAGUGUUGCUGGGGAUCCAAUGUGUGCUGCGCGUUGUUCAGAUACACCUCUGCAUCUAAGCAUAACAUGUAUCGGGGUUUCCUCUUCCUCCAUGCAUGCUCUGCAAAGAGGGCUGUCGGUUAUACCUAGAACCGAAAGGUGUUUGUUUAGUGAACAGUGUCCUGUCAUUAGUUCAGUAACAGUUUGCGCAUAUAUACAUUUGUACACUAAAUGAAUUCAUUUGUGAAUGACUCAAUUCAAAAUAAGAUUUGACUGAAUUUGGGCCUGUAAGAUUAUUUUAAAUGCUUAAAAAAAUUUAAGGUAAAUAAACUGAUACUUUAAACAUAUUGUUUGUCACCUCUAUACAUUAAAAUAUAUUUUUAUAACUAUGAUAUCUUUCGAAUAAAAAAAAGACAUUUAAUGAAAACUUGUUGCUAGUGUAAAAAUUGCGUACCUAAAACACGGCUAAACGCCAUUACCUCAUGUUACUUAGCGCGAGCCUAAUAGUAUAAGAGCUGCUGGUAUGUUUGGAUAGGUGCAUGAAAAUUUGUUUACCUUACUAGCCGAACUAUGUAUUUUGUAUUUGCAACCUGUAUUUGUAUGAAAGAUCUUAAACACGUAAAAUUAAAAAAUAAAAAUAAUGACAUUAUUAAAAUUAAAUCGUAAAAUAUUUUUAAAGCGCCUCUUCAAAAUAUUCCACCAGCUCUCGAACUAUAUAUGUUGUACACUCAAUAUGUACCAAAACCAGUCGUUUUUUAAGUAUUAUUUUCUAUGUAAACGUUAGAAUAUAAAAUACCUCUUAGAUUUCGCUAAUGUAAGUACAUAGUUAGGUAGGUUAACGCGUAAUGAUCUCAAUGAUUCCAUUGUGUAAAUAGUAAAUAAUAAUUUAGUUUGUAAAUAUAGGACGAGUUAAGUGUAUUUUUUUAGUUUUUAGUUUGUUGAGAAGUGUUAGAUAUUUUUUGUAAUGGCGACAAUUUAUUGCGGGCGCCAUCUUAUUACGUCAAAGGACAUAUUUGUCUGUAAAACUAAGCGCACAUGUUACUAAUUUGAAAAACGUCAAAAUUUUCAAAUAAAUAGUGUUGUACUUUAAUUUGGGCAUAAAAUAUUUAUUUUCUACGCCUUAAAAAUUACCUCUACACUUCAGAUUGGUGAUGUGCGCUAUUACGAUAAAUUUUUGAUGUAAAUAAAAGCGCUCGCGUGGAAUAAAAUAAUUAAUACGCCGUUUAUAGCGUCCAAUAGCAGUGGAAUCAAUCAUAAAAUAAAAUGACACCACACCAAAGAAAUAUAAUAUUUAUAGGUAAUUCCAAAUGCGUGGAAUAAGCAAUGCCAUCUUUCCUACAGUAUUCUUGAGUAUUCUUAUAUAGGUGUUCGUUUUUAAUGUUAAGCUGUCACUUUUUACUGUUAUGUCGCCAUUUUGGUUGUUUAUGUUACGGCCAUCUUGUUCUCAUUUUUAUUAUGUUCUUUUUUUAAGUUGCACUGCAUUUUUAUUUUUAUAUUUGUAUUAUAUAUUUCGUCUUCGAUAUUAUCCUUCGAUUUCUACGUUAGGUUAGGUGUAAAGUUUCAACAAGAAGUGCAUUUAUAAAGGUAGAAAUGUUUAAUGUUUAAAGAUAGAUGUGACAUUGGAUAGUGUUCAGGAAUUUAGGAUCAAUUGAUGGUAGUGUGUAAGCUAUGGUGGACUUUUGUACUUUUUGUGGUGUGUACUAGGGUUGUGCAGAAUCGUUAUUUUUUCAUCCUUUGGAAUAUAAAUUAAUAAUCUAUCACUGAACGCGGAAAUAACGGUAUUCUGCCAACCCUAUAUUGUGUCAAAGAUGUUGUAACAAAAAUGGAAAUAUAUUGAGAUUUUGUUAUAAGGUAGAGCAAUACAAAACUAUUUGUUAAAUUUUUUCAAUAUUGGACUUUUCAACUUUCCUAAUCGAAAAUGUCAUGUUUAUUCAAUAUUUAUCACACUAAGCAAAAAUAAUAGGUAUUUGCUUUUAAACUAAAAACAAACUGAAACUGACUGAAAUUUUUAAUUUUGCCUCUUUGUCGUAAACAUUAUAUGAAUGGAUUGAACAGUUUGUUUUACACAAAUGCCACAUAAGGAAGAUGGCCAAACUAAAUUGACCAAUCUAAUAGUAUUAAUUAUUUAUUUGUUUCUACAUAUUGUGAGCAUGUUUUCUUAUACUAUCUUCGAGAUGAACUUGUUCUCAUAAACAAGCAAAUAAACCAUCUAUUGCCUUUAACAUGGUCAUAGAUGAUAAUUCUCAAGACAAACUCUUUUUUAGAGGUCAACUAUUAGAUCAGUCAAUUCAUUACUGGUGUAUGUGUAGCACCCUUAAUUUAGUUCUCAAACAUGAUAUGUGGACUUUUUAAAUUGGAUGAGCAAUAAUUUUUACGCCUUACAAGCCGGUCUGUGUUCAUUGUAAUAACUUCUGCAUAAUAAAACUAAUGGCGAUAUUAAUCAAAAUAAAAUGUGUCUAAAGAAGUUUAUUUAAUAUUCUUCUUAUUUAGCUGAAUGAAAAUUAUGUAAGUUAAAAAGAACUAUUGUUUAUUUUUCCACACACACACACACACACACACAAGUUACAGUGGUGUUAAUUCUUAACAAAAAACAAGGUUCUAAAAUAUUUUUAUUUAUUAUUUGUUAAUUUAUUAAAUUUACUGGUAAAACUGAUUUUCUAAUUUAUCAUGAAAAUUUCUGUUCAGUUCUGUAGUGUUUAUAAUAGUGUCUAAAAUCAAAUGCUACGAUGUUGUACAGAAACUCAAAAUAGAUAUGGUGACUUGCCGCAUUGGACCUUCAAGCAUUAAAAUUAACCGCAAGUGCCUUCAGGCGAGUCCAAAUUUUUUUCAGACCGGCUUUUCGUUAAAACUGUACAGUUUUAUUUUUUUAUCUCUUUGUACUGCACUUUAUGUCGAUUAUUUGAAAUUGUGUUUUACGUAAAACGUAGACACCCUUCAGUGCUGAUUAAGAAGGUGAUAAUUUCAAUAAAAAUAUUAUAAACAAAAA